GGAAGUGUUGGGUGCUGAGUCGAUGCCGGAAGAUGAGCACUUGGUUUGUGGCAUUUGCAUUGGAUGGCCCACCGAUGGCCGCGACCCUCGGGAGACACCAGACUGGUUCCCGAGCCGUUUGCCCUCGGAUGAGACCACUUGCUGGGCUGCAAAUGAUGACUG
Messenger RNA from Symbiodinium pilosum, 162 nucleotides. NCBI's taxonomy places the organism in Eukaryota, Dinophyceae, Suessiales, Symbiodiniaceae. The record is from the annotation of a GenBank genome assembly.